GAAUAUUUGGAUUUAUUAGAAUCUCUCUCUUUCUCAAUCUCUCUCUCUCUCUCUCUCUCUCUCUCUCCACCCUAAGUACUCCAGCCAUGUCCAAAGGCCAGCCACACAUCCUGGUAUUCCCUUUCCCAGCACAAGGCCAUUUACUCCCACUUCUCGAUCUAACCCACCAACUCUCUCUCCGAAACCUAACCAUCACCAUCUUAGUCACCCCAAAAAACCUCUCUUCUCUCAACCAACUUCUUUCCCUCCACCCAAACAACAUCCAAACCCUAAUCCUUCCAUUUCCUCCCCACCCGAACCUGCCUCCCGGUGUCGAAAACGCCAGAGACGUCGGAAACCACGGACAUAUUCCCAUCAUCAACGCCUUGUCCAACCUCCAAGAACAUAUUAUCCAGUGGUUCCACUCCCAUCCUAACCCACCUAUUGCCAUCGUCUCUGAUUUCUUCCUCGGUUGGACUCUUCGACUCGCCCACCGGAUUAACAUUCCCAGGAUAAGUUUCUUCUCCUCCGGUGCUUUCUCCUGCUCUCUCCUUCAGUACUGCUGGAACAAUUUGAACGAUGUUCGCGGUUUACCAGUCGUCUGCUUCGAAGACUUUCCGAACUCGCCGUCGUUCAAGGAACAGCAUCUUCCGACCAUAUUCCGACGAUACGUGAUGGGCGGAAACGAUCCGGAGUUGCAGAUGGUUAAGGAUGGCAUGAUUGCAAAUAUUGAAAGUUGGGGUGGCAUUUUCAACAGCUUCGAUGAGCUGGAUGGUCAAUACUUUGACUAUCUGAGGACGACAAUCGGCCUCCGUCGGGUAUAUGGAGUGGGCCCGUUGAGCUUAAUCGGCGUAUCCGAAAGUUCGAAACGGGUCGACCCGAAUAUUGAUUCGGGUUCGGGUUCUGAAAUUCUGGGUUGGCUUGAUGGGUGCUCGGAUGGAUCCGUGCUCUACGUUUGCUUUGGGAGUCAGAAAGUUUUAAGCAGGAAACAAAUGGAAGCUUUGGCUUCGGGUCUUGAACAGAGCAAGACCAAAUUCGUUUGGGUAGUGAAAACGGGCACGGAUCAAGAGGUGGAAAACGGGUAUGGAGUGGUACCAGAUGGGUUUGAAGAAAAGGUUGCUGGAAGAGGAUUGGUUGUAAAGAAGUGGGCUCCACAGGUGCAGAUACUGAAUCACCGAGCUGUGAGUGGGUUUCUGAGUCACUGUGGAUGGAACUCGACGCUUGAAGGGAUAGUAGCUGGGGUGCUGAUACUGGCUUGGCCAAUGGAGGCUGAACAGUUUGUGAAUGUCAGGCUUUUGGUGGAGGACUUGGGAAUGGCAGUGAAGGUCUGUGAAGGAGGUGAUGGAGUGCCUGACUCAGCCGAGUUGGGAAAGGUGAUUGCUGAGACAAUGAGUUUGGAUGCUCCUCAAAGAUUGAAAGUGAAAGAGGUCAGGGACAAGGCUUUUGCAGCUGUUAAUGAAGGUGGGAGUUCAUGCACAGGUUUAGAUCAGCUUGUCAGAGAAUUACACCAACUUAAAAAUUAUAAUAAACAAUAAAAUAACAAUCAUUUACAGAGGGGUGAAUUGGGUAGGUAUAUUUAUUGUUAUUUACUUUUAAAUUAUAUUUUUUAUUUCAAACAUUUUAUGUUGUGAUGUAUCAUUUUU
This is a messenger RNA of Ziziphus jujuba (common jujube), 1622 nucleotides long. Its product is annotated as UDP-glycosyltransferase 89A2. Gene Ontology annotation, molecular function: UDP-glycosyltransferase activity. Lineage: Eukaryota; Viridiplantae; Streptophyta; Magnoliopsida; Rosales; Rhamnaceae. The record is from RefSeq and is a predicted model, not a curated record. Bases 87 to 1514 code for a protein of 475 amino acids. The transcript has a single exon.